GUGACGUCACAUUCUUUUAAGAGGACUAUAAAUUAGCUUCGGUCAGUUUGUUUCCACUGUAAACCCCGCUAACAGUCUUGGGCACGCGAUCAUUUGGCGCUGUUACUGGCAAGGAAGUUAUCUGUUUUAUUCAACAUUUAUACAACAUUUUUUAAAACGAAUUUAGAGUAUGUUUUUUAAGUGUUUCUUUUUUGAGUACAUUUCUAUGGAAGAACAAGGCAAUCAAAUUAUAGUUGAAAGUAAUUUCAACGAGAGGGACGCCUUCAGAGAAUCCUGAUCUACCGCCUUUCCCGUCUCAGUUGCUGCUUAUAAAAGAACUGGGUAGCGUUCAUCUGCCUUGUUUUCACCACAAAACACCAGCCAUUGGUUUGAUCUCUGCGCUCCUGUAAUUUCGGUGAAAAAAUGGUUGGAUUUGGACCAGUUGAUAUGCCCCCCACAGCCACUGUGAAGUUCCUUGGGGCAGGAACGGCAGCUUGCAUCGCUGACCUCUUCACCUUUCCACUGGAUACAGCCAAAGUCAGGCUGCAGAUCCAGGGUGAAGCCAAAGCUGCUGGUGGUGGUGUCAAGGUGACACGGUACCACGGUGUGUUUGGCACCAUCACCACCAUGGUGCGUACAGAGGGGGCCAGGAGUCUGUACAAAGGGCUGGUGGCAGGGCUGCAGAGACAGAUGAGCUUCGCCUCAGUCCGUAUUGGGCUCUACGACUCCGUCAAGCAGUUCUACACCAAGGGAUCUGAGCAUGCUGGGAUUGGCAGUCGCCUGCUGGCAGGCUGCACCACAGGAGCCAUGGCAGUUGCCGUGGCUCAGCCUACAGAUGUGGUGAAGGUCCGAUUCCAGGCACAGGCCAGCACCACAGGUGCUAGCAAACGUUACCAGAGCACCAUGCAUGCCUAUCGGACUAUUGCCAGGGAGGAAGGCAUGCGCGGACUGUGGAAAGGAACUGGGCCCAACGUUGCCCGCAAUGCUAUUGUGAACUGCACGGAGCUGGUGACUUACGAUCUCAUCAAAGAUGCUCUCCUGAAAACCACUCCAAUGACUGAUGACCUUCCCUGCCACUUUACGUCUGCAUUUGGAGCAGGCUUUUGUACCACCAUUAUUGCCUCCCCUGUGGAUGUGGUGAAGACAAGAUACAUGAACUCUGCCCGAGGCCAGUACCGCAGUGCCUUAAACUGUGCCCUCACAAUGAUUACAAAGGAGGGGCCCACUGCCUUCUACAAGGGGUUCAUGCCCUCUUUCCUGAGGCUGGGGUCCUGGAACGUGGUGAUGUUCGUCACUUACGAGCAGCUGAAGCGUGCCAUGAUGGUGGCUCGCCACAACUGGGCCGUUCCUCUGUGAACACUGCUAACGUCAACAUCAUUCCCUGUCUGUACCUCUUCUGUAGCUUGUAUUGUCACGCUUUAGUUUUUUUUCUCUGGUUGCUUCACAGAAGUGUUGCCCAAGGCUAAAUGCUAGUCUUGCUUUUAAAGAAGCCUUUAACAACAAUAAAAGAUUAUUUGUUAAAGCAUUA
Molecule: messenger RNA, 1507 nt
Organism: Anguilla anguilla (European eel)
Lineage: Eukaryota; Metazoa; Chordata; Actinopteri; Anguilliformes; Anguillidae
Gene: ucp2
Product: uncoupling protein 2
Exons: 8
Coding region: 403-1335 (310 amino acids)
Biological process (GO): mitochondrial transmembrane transport; response to cold; adaptive thermogenesis
Cellular component (GO): mitochondrial membrane
Molecular function (GO): oxidative phosphorylation uncoupler activity
Source: RefSeq, a predicted model, not a curated record